Molecule: messenger RNA, 1995 nt
Organism: Mya arenaria
Lineage: Eukaryota; Metazoa; Mollusca; Bivalvia; Myida; Myidae
Product: heat shock 70 kDa protein 12A-like
Exons: 1
Coding region: 1-1995 (664 amino acids)
Molecular function (GO): ATP binding; ATP-dependent protein folding chaperone
Source: RefSeq, a predicted model, not a curated record
AUGGGAGCAUCCAACUCGGUGAAACAUAAGAAAGAACGAUGGAGGCAAGAUUCCUCAUUGUCAAUAGAAAAAAAUACCGGAACCGAAGGAGUAAAACAAUCAGAUGAAUUGGCUGUAGUUGUGGCAAUAGAUUUUGGAACAUCCUACACCGGAUACGCCUUUUCGUUAAAGGGGUCACGUGACGUCAUCAACCUACAGACACAUGGCGGAAAACUUCCAGCGGACCGGGUUCCCUCGGCUAUGCUGCUCAACCCUGACGAGACAUUUAACUCAUUUGGCUAUGAUGCCAUGGAUAAAUACAGUUGCCUGUCUCGGGAGGCGAGACGAGUGUACUUUUACUUUGAGCACUUCAAGCUUUUGCUUUACAGGACAAUACAUGGCAAACCCCGGGAUAACGAGUACACACUUCAUCUACGGGCGAUGAAUGAGUUGGGGCUGAGAGAUGGGACGAAGCUGGACGAGCUUUCUUAUGACCAAAUGCCAAAAGACCUACGGAAGUAUUGGGACUCAAUGGAUAAACGUACACACCAGUCUAACUUAUUCAAUUUUGUGGACCGUUAUGGAAAACAAAUCAACGCGCAGAAAGUAUUUUCUUUAGCAAUCAAGUACUUUAGAGACCUCGCUUUAGACACAGUAAAGAUGACAACACAAGGUUGUAAGGAAGAGUACAUCCAAUGGAUGAUCAGCAUUCCCGCUAUCUGGUCAGACUCCGCCAGACAAUUUAUGCGUCAGGCAGCAGUAGACGCCGGCAUACGUUCUGAAAACCUGCGGCUCGUCCUCGAACCCGAGGCGGCCUCUUUAUACUGUGAAGAACAUGCAGCCGUUGCGUCUGGAAACACAUUAGGGCUGUUCACGCCAGGUCAGAAGUAUAUUCUAGCUGACCUUGGAGGCGGUACGGCAGAUAUCUGUAUACACGAGAUCGUGGGCGAUGGAAGACUACGGGAAUUGUACCGGGCAACAGGCGGUCACCUUGGAGGAAAUACGGUGAAUGAAGAGUUUGAAAAGUUUAUGUCGGGCAUCGUUGGUGAUGACGUUUGGAAUGACUUUAAAAAAUUGUUCAUAGGGAGUUAUUUUGAUAUGAUGACACAUUUUGAAUCUAAAAAGCAUGAGUUUCGUACACAAACAAAACAAGUACAAUUGACAUUAGAACAUUCACUAAUUGAACUGUGUGAGAAGCGUUCCAAUACAACAUUUCAUUCAAUAGUUUCCAAUUGUAAACAUCGCGACGGUAUUGAAUAUAACAGCACUCUCGGUAAACUGUUGAUCAACAGAUUGGUGAUGGAAGGCUUUUUUGAAUUUUCCUUAGAUGGAAUCACCCACACAUUCCGCACUAUCUUACAAUCAUGUGAAACAGACAACUUAGUAACUGUGUUACUUGUUGGAGGAUACGCAGAGUCACAAUUUGUACGGGAGAAAAUCAAGACAGCUUUUCCGAACCUUAGUGUCAUGCUUCCUUCUGACUCGCGACUGGCCGUGUUGAAAGGCGCCGUGAUGAUGGGAUACAAGCCGAGAGACAUCGUGGAACGGAGGGCCAGAUACACUUACGGUUUUGGCUGUAAUGACGUAUUUAAACCAGGCGGACAUCCACUAAAAUUGAAAUACAUCAGUGAGGAUGGUAAAGAAAAAUGUGUUGGAGUGUUUAAUAGGAUGAUAAAGAUGAACCAGGUGGUUGUGUGCGGCGAUACUUUCCAUUGGAUAGGAUUCAGCACAGCCGUUCACCAGAACCAGAGACUUGCAAAUAAGUGCAUCGCACUAUGGCGGUCUAGCAACCCGGGUCCACUAUACUGCCUGGACAAGGAGGGCAGCGAUCUCCUGCGGAUAGAGGACCAGGAGUGUGAGAAGGUGGGCGAUAUCGUCAUGAAACCCCCGCGCGAAGGAUGGCAGCAAUACUCGGAUUGUGAUGCACAGCUUAUCGUAGGGGAAACGGAACUGAUUGUGAAAUACAUCAAUAAAAACACAGGACAAGUGUAUGAAACAAAUAUGAACUUUUUCUAA